AUGACUACAACAGACAACAUCUGCAAUCUAGAAUCACUACUCAACAAGUACGAAACGAAAGUUGCCAAGAGAUGUACAGCUAGCCAUCGGAGGAAGGCAGAAGAGAUUUUUGGACUUCGACUCAUGUUGGCUUUAAGCGUAGCAGGCUAUAUGAGUGGAGGCUAUAUCCUAUUAGAAGGGGGCAGGUUCAUGGGUGUUUUCAUCAAUGAAGGUCUUUGGAUGCCUGAAGACUCGUGUAUAGACUAA
Messenger RNA from Verruconis gallopava, 246 nucleotides. RefSeq lists its product as uncharacterized. The transcript has a single exon. The record is from RefSeq and is a predicted model, not a curated record. The coding region runs from base 1 to 246 and encodes 81 amino acids. Lineage: Eukaryota; Fungi; Ascomycota; Dothideomycetes; Venturiales; Sympoventuriaceae.